Molecule: messenger RNA, 1956 nt
Organism: Penicillium samsonianum
Lineage: Eukaryota; Fungi; Ascomycota; Eurotiomycetes; Eurotiales; Aspergillaceae
Product: transcriptional regulator family TF
Exons: 6
Coding region: 1-1956 (651 amino acids)
Biological process (GO): regulation of DNA-templated transcription
Cellular component (GO): nucleus
Molecular function (GO): zinc ion binding; DNA-binding transcription factor activity, RNA polymerase II-specific; transcription cis-regulatory region binding
Source: RefSeq, a predicted model, not a curated record
AUGGAUAACGCAAUCUCGACGGACUCACCUCGUCAGCCGAAGAAAGCGACACCUGCGUGCGAAAAAUGCCGUGUUCUCAAGGUCAAAUGUAUUCGACCCGAGGAAGGACAGCCUUGUACCAAAUGUGCCCGAUCAAACUCUCAAUGCAUAUUUUCAGAGCCGAGACAGCGAGCUCGAGUUCCACAACGAGCGAAACCGAGACUGGUCGAUCUUGAAUCCAAGCUCACCAAUAUCAUCGGUCUACUGUCACGAUCUAGCGCACCCCUUAGUGGAGUCCAACCCCCCGUUGAUCCGGAUUAUGGGCUGGCUGCAAUUCCUGAAUAUUUUAGCGACAGCCCACAUCCAACAGCUGAAUGGAUGAGCCAAGGGUGCCUGGCUGGUCCUGAAUUGGACGAAGGGCUGGGGUCGAGCGAAAACCAGAAUACCACAGGAAACACCCUAGAAAGGUCUUGGGAUGCAUCCAUUGCGAUGGACGCCGCGUGGAUCACCGACUUGGAACUCGGUCCUGUCGUCCUCGAGCAUCUUCUAGACAGGUUCCGCGCUAUGGCGUCUUACUUUCCAUUUGUGCGGCUCUCAUCCGACUGGACUGCUACGUCGAUGGCUGAACAUCGCCCCUUCCUAUUGCUUGCAGUUGUUGCUGCUGCUUCCUCACAGUACUGUCACCUCCAAGACGCUCUGAUGAGAAAAUUUAAAGAAGCUCUCAGUCAGCGGGUCAUCAUAGCUGGCGAGAAAGAUCUAGAUCUGCUCCAGGGAUUACUUGUCCACCUUGCCUGGUUCCAUUUCCACUAUGUUCCAGGAAGUCAGCAAGCCUACCAGUACUUACAAAUCGGAAUCAGUAUGGUCAUUGACCUUCGCCUUGAUCAAGAGGCUGUCGACUUUCUUGAGCAGCCAACCGAGAUGAGUGAUACUUAUAUCCGGGAAGCAUGCCGUGCUUAUCUGGGUUCCUAUUACAUGUCUAGCAUAAUAGCAAUGUCUUCGGGAAAGCCCAACAAUCUCCCAUUUCACGAGGCCAUGCUUCGAUGCGCUAUGAUGCUGCAACAACACCCAGAAUUCGACACGGACCUCUUGAUAUACCCAGUGACGAAAGUGCUACAGUUUUCCGAGGAAGUCUGCGAGACCUACCGGUCUGAAGGUGUCCACGGAACUCGGCUGUACAUCCACGCUGAACGAUUCACGACGCGGUUAGAAGAAUGGUGGUCGUCACUCUCCACGGAUCUUCGCAGCACGGUAUUGCUGAUCAACGGCUAUCAUGCCGUCAAGAUCCGGAUUCAAGAAAUGGGCUUGGUAUAUUGCUACGGGCAGAGAAGGCCACCAUCUCCAAAGGCACAGGAAGAUUCCACCAUGCUAUCCACACCUCCAAUGGUCAUCAGCAACUUAGUCAAAUGCGUCAGCUCUACCAAGGAGUAUCUGGAUUUGUUCUUCGCCAUUCCCGCUGCGGAGCAUAAUAACUUGCCAUGUUCCACUUGGUAUCAGGUUUUUUUUACGGUAUUUGUGCUGUACAGGUUGUCUGUGGGACUGCCAGAAGUACCUGAAUGGAACGGGGAGAUUGCACAGCAAUCUGUGAAUUUACAGGAAUACCUUGAUACACUGCUGUCUAAUCUACAGGCUAUUAAGCCAUCGCCAGACAGGCAAAUACCCACCAAGAGCCUCUUUUCAAUGCUACCUGAGAUCAUAGGAAGUGUGAGAAAUUCCUAUGCAUUGGCAAAAGAGAAUCUCACACAGGUUCGUGAUAGUCACCAUGCGCAUCACGAGCUUGGGGCCUCUGCUCAACGGCUGCACCGCUGCCCUGCGUUGCGGUAUUCGAGCCGCCGCGUCGCCCAGGCUCCGGAUCAGCCCACACUACAAAAUGCCAUUGCUACGGAAGUCCAGAAGAUAGAAGAUGAGAAGCUUUGGGGUGAUCUUCUGUUGAUGGAUACAUUUUCUAGCAUGACAGGUUCAUCAUCUGCAGAGUUUUGA